GCUGUCGGAGUAUCCAUCUACUGCACACGCCAAGAGAUCGUGUGGACACACACGUAUACCCCCUGAUAAUACGUAGCGGAAAAACUCCUGAACACAAAAGCUCGCACAAAGAAUCAACAGGCCAAACCUACACACAAUGUCCGGAAAUGACAACGGCAUGAAUAGCCCUUUUGAUGACAAAUACGUCUUCCAGGACUCAGACGGGCCGUUGCCUUCCCCCUCGGUCGGCUACAGGUCGAACCUUAACAAAAGACACUUCUCCGGUUACUCAACGUCCUCGUCAAAGGCAGGCGACGACUUCGAAGAUGCAAGCUCGAUGGGCAAGACCCCGAUGCUCCAUCAGGAUUCGUCAUCCUUUGCUCCUUCGGCCUUUACUCAGGUGAACUUGAAAUCCUCAAACAUAGAAAACAGAGACCUGAAAUUCGCCGAAGACGACGAAGGCGAUGAAGGACUAGAUGAUUUAGGUGAAUUGAGAGGCAAUAAACCUGAACAUUUGCAAAGAAAUAAGACAACCUUCCAGAGACACAGAUGGGGUACCCAGCGUAAAAAGGAUGGUAGGCCCUUGCAAAGGAAUAAAACGCUAAAGAGGGUUUUGGAAAGCUCCCUACCGCCUCAGUUUUUUCCCAAAACCGAUAAUGAUGACGACGAACUCAAGUACGACAACACAAACAAAGAUGAGAAGGAUAUUUCCCACAUCAAAAGAGACGUUUACUGGAACAUGCCUCUGCCCGCAACCAGUUUAGACGAUGAAGGCAGGCCUCCGCAAUACGCAAGAAAUAAGAUUAGAACCACAAAAUAUACGCCGUUGACUUUUGUGCCUAAGAAUUUAUACUAUCAAUUUGGUAAUGUUGCCAACAUUUAUUUCUUAACCAUGAAUAUUUUGGGUGCUUUCGAGAUCUUUGGUGUUCCUAACCCUGCGCUUUCUGCCGUUCCCUUGAUUGUCGUUGUUGCAAUCACAGCCUUCAAAGAUGCACUGGAGGACUCAAGAAGAACUGUAUUGGACUUGGAGGUGAAUAACCAGAUAACUCAUGUCUUGAAAGGCAUGGACAAUCCUAACUUUAAUGGUGAAAAUGUCAGUUUAUGGAGAAAAUUAAAAAAGGCAACCACAAGAAUAAUGCUGGCCAUAUUUAGAAGAUUGAAAAACCAAAAAGCUAUAGAUCCAUUGGCGGAGGACUCAGCAUUUCCGAGAAAAUCUUUGGACAGCAUUGAUUACAGAAGAAGUUUACAGCAACAAAGAUAUAAUGACUCUUCAGCAAUGCAAGAAAGUACCGAUCUGAAUCCUUUCAGUGAUCCAAUAACUCUUGAAAAUAAGGAUGCCGAUGAUGUCAUUGUCAAUACUCAUGAAAAUGAGAUGCCACCUUUCGUCUCUGAAUACAGUGAUGAUUAUAUUGCGCAUCCAACUUUCAAAAAAGAGUACUGGAAAAACAUUCAUGUAGGUGAUAUUGUCAAAAUCAAAAAUAACGACUCGAUCCCUGUUGAUAUUGUCAUUCUUUCAACAUCAGACUCUGAUGGUGCUUGUUAUGUAGAGACAAAAAAUUUGGAUGGUGAGACCAACUUGAAAGUUAAACAAGCGUUGAAGUGUUCCCAUGGUGAUUUGAUUUCCGUUGAUGAUUUAGCAAAAUGUAAGUUCUGGCUCGAAAGUGAAGGCCCAAAAUCCAAUUUAUACAGUUACGAAGGAAACCUGAACUAUUAUGCAAAUGGAGAUGAUGAGCGUGGAGAACUUUGCAAUGAACCCGUCAAUAUCAAUAAUAUGCUAUUAAGAGGAUGUUCGUUGAGAAACACAAAAUGGGUUGUUGGAAUGGUCGUUUUCACUGGUAACGACACGAAAAUCAUGCUCAAUUCGGGUUUAACUCCAACGAAAAAGUCAAGAAUUGCAAAAGAAUUAAACUGGUCUGUCAUUUUGAAUUUCCUGCUUUUAUUUGUUCUUUGUUUUGUUUCAGCUAUUGUAAAUGGUGUCUACUAUGACUACAAGAACGUCUCGAGAUCUUAUUUUGAAUACGGAAGUGUGGUUGGUUCUGCAGCUGUCAAUGGUAUUAUUAGUUUUUUUGUGGCUAUUAUUUUAUACCAAUCUUUGGUUCCGAUUUCCCUUUACAUUUCGAUUGAGAUUAUCAAAACUGCUCAAGCAUAUUUCAUAUACUCAGAUGUCAAGAUGUACUAUGAAAAAUUGGACUAUCCUUGUGUUCCUAAAACAUGGAAUAUAUCUGAUGACUUAGGUCAAAUCGAGUAUAUUUUCAGUGACAAAACUGGUACCUUGACUCAAAAUGUCAUGGAAUUCAAGAAGUGUACUAUCAAUGGUGUCAGUUACGGAAGAGCUUAUACUGAGGCAUAUAUGGAAAUUAGAAGAAGACAAGGUAUAAACGUGGAUGAAGAAGUCGUCGUAGAGAAAAAGGGUAUUGCAUCCGAUAAAAUUGAAAUGAUCAAACAGCUAAAAGAAAUCAAUAAAGGUGCUAUUUCCGAUACCAUCGAUAAAGAUUUGACCUUCAUUUCUAAAAAGUUUUCUAAAGACUUGAGUGGUCAAAGUGGUGAUACUCAAAAACAAGCAACGGAAAAUUUCAUGUUAGCAUUGGCUCUCUGUCAUAGUGUUUUAACAGAAAGAUCUGAAAAAGACCCCACUAAAUUUGAAUUGAGAGCCCAAUCUCCCGAUGAAGCUGCUCUUGUUGCAACCGCAAGAGACGUUGGUUUCUCUUUUGUCAACCGUACAAAGAACGGUUUGAUUUUGAAUGUUCAGGGAGAAGAGAAGGAGUAUCAAAUUCUGAAUAUCCUGGAAUUCAACUCAACGAGAAAGAGAAUGAGUGCAAUCAUCAAAUUACCUCCAGUGACUCCAGGUGGUGAGCCAAGAGCAUUAUUGAUUUGUAAAGGUGCAGAUUCUAUCAUUUACUCUCGGUUAAGUGAUAAAAAUGACAAAACUCUUCUUGAGAAAACCGCUAUUCAUUUGGAGCAAUUUGCAACUGAAGGUUUAAGAACUUUAUGUAUUGCGCAAAAGCAACUGAACUGGGCGCAAUAUCAAGAUUGGCAAAAACGUCACAAAGCUGCUUCCUCAUCGUUACAAAACAGAGAAGAUAAGAUGGAAGAGGUUGCUUCAUCGAUCGAAAAAGACUUAAUUUUGCUUGGUGGUACAGCAAUUGAAGAUAGACUACAAGAUGGUGUCCCUGAUUGUAUUCAACUUCUAGCAAGAGCUGGUAUCAAAUUGUGGGUUCUUACUGGUGAUAAGGUGGAAACCGCAAUCAAUAUUGGGUUCUCAUGCAAUUUACUAGAAAACACCAUGCAAUUAUUGGUUAUCAAAACUUCUGGUGAAGAUGUUGAAAAAAUUGUUCCAGAUGAUUUAAAGGAUACAGUCAUGGAUGAUCCAGGAGAAAUGAUCAAAUUUCUCAUUGAGAAGUAUCUCGAAGAGAAUUUUGAUAUGCUUGGAUCUGCCGAAGAGUUGGAAAGAGAAAAGAAAAUUCACCAACCACCGAGAGGUAACUUUGGUGUUGUCAUUGAUGGUGAUGCUUUGAAGUUGGCCUUAGGUGAUUCUCUCAGAAUCAAAUUUUUGCUUCUUUGCAAGCAGUGUAAGGCUGUUCUAUGCUGUAGAGUCUCACCGGCUCAAAAGGCAUCCGUUGUUAAGUUGGUCAAGGAAACUUUGGAUGUUAUGACAUUAGCCAUUGGAGAUGGUUCCAAUGACGUUGCCAUGAUCCAGGCUGCCAAUGUUGGUGUUGGUAUUGCCGGUGAAGAAGGAACCCAAGCUGUUAUGUCUUCCGAUUACGCCGUUGGUCAAUUCAGAUAUUUGGCUCGUUUGGUUCUUGUUCAUGGUAGAUGGUCUUACAAAAGAUUGGCUGAAAUGAUUCCAUGCUUUUUUUACAAAAAUGUUAUUUUCACAUUGGCGUUAUUUUGGUAUGGUAUUUAUGAUAAUUUUGAUGGUACAUAUUUGUUUGAAUAUACAUACCUCAUGUUCUACAACUUGGCGUUCACCUCACUCCCUGUCAUUUUCUUGGGUAUAUUCGAUCAAGAUGUUGAUGAUUACAUUUCUCUUUUAGUUCCACAAUUGUACAGAACAGGUAUCUUAAGAACUGAGUGGAAUGUUGAAAAAUUUUAUUGGUACAUGGUUGAUGGUUUUUACCAAUCUAUCAUAUCGUUUUUCUAUCCAUAUUUCAUGUAUUACAAAAAUGGUAUCGUUUCAAACAUUGGUUUGCAGUUGGAUCACAGAUACUAUUUUGGUGCAUUGGUUGCAUCAAUUGCAAUUGUCUCAUGUAACUCUUAUGUGAUGAUGAGACAAUAUAGAUGGGAUUGGCUAUCAUGUUUGAUCAAUUUUAUUUCAAAUAUUAUUCUUUUUGCUUGGACUGGUAUAUGGUCCUCAUCUACAAAUUCAUCAGAAUUUUACAAAGUGGCAGCACGUCUGUAUGGCGCACCUUCAUUCUGGGCAUGUUUCUUCAUUGGGUUUUUGAUGUGUAUGUUACCACGUUUUGCGUAUGACUUUGCAUGUUCUGUUCUAUAUCCAAAAGAUAUUGAGAUCAUUCGAGAAUGCGUUGACAAGGGUGAUUUCAAGCAGUAUCCGAAAGAUUACGAUCCAACAGACCCUAAUAGACCUGUCAUUUCUAAAUACUCCCAGUCUCACACUCUUGAAGCCCACAUAUCACCUGUUGACUUUCCUGCACCCGGUCCGUCUUACAGAGAUUCGAUUAACGGUACUGGUGGCAGCCGUGGAGGUACAUUCAAGCGUAUGUUUAGCGGGAAGCAAAACAAAUUCUCACCUGCUAUUCCUACGAAUCCAUCAGUUGAAAGUUUGGCAACAGAAGAAAUUGAGAUGGAUUUUCACAAAGGUCAUCGAAACGCAGAUGGUUCAAUGACAAGUCCAAGUUUCUCUGUGAAAAACAAGCAAAAUAUUGAUGACAGUUUUGAACAGACAAAGAGAAAAAUGGAUCUGCGUGAUGUGGAUGACGUAGAGAAUAGAGGCGUCAGUCUCGAGGGAAUGAGAACCAGUAUUGAGCUUCCAGAAUUGACCAAUGCCAGAAGUUUACUGAGUAACUUAUCAAAUUGAACGUUGAGGUUGAACAUUUUCUGCUUGUCCACAAACAGGCAUCACCAAUUUAAUUUUGGUUACGUUUCUCAAACUAUUAUUUUCUUGCCACUUCACUCAAUGUGAAAAUCCAUGUAUAUUUAUUUUCUUCUACAAAUUUUUUUUUUCUUAAUGAUGUUUACUUACAUGUAUAUUCCGUUUUACAUUUUCCUUAAUCUAUAUAUUUAUUC
This is a messenger RNA of Pichia membranifaciens NRRL Y-2026, 5223 nucleotides long. RefSeq lists its product as hypothetical. Gene Ontology annotation, molecular function: ATP hydrolysis activity; magnesium ion binding; ATP binding. Bases 137 to 5014 code for a protein of 1625 amino acids. Gene Ontology annotation, biological process: phospholipid translocation. The transcript has 2 exons. The record is from RefSeq and is a predicted model, not a curated record. Gene Ontology annotation, cellular component: plasma membrane. NCBI's taxonomy places the organism in Eukaryota, Fungi, Ascomycota, Pichiomycetes, Pichiales, Pichiaceae.